AUGCCGAAAAAUAAAAAGCGCAAGAGGUCCAUGCCUGAUGAUGCUAAACAUCAUUUGAAAGCAUCUAUGAAAGGAUCAUGGUAUAAUCAAGAAGACAAACAGGAUCAGCGAGGUACCAGUGUGUCAUCCAGAAAAAUUCAAACUGAAACUGAAUAUUUACAAGAGGAAAACAGAGGCAACAUCAUUAUGGACUUAGACAUUUUGAACUCUCAAAUAGGUGAGCAUACAUGCUGUUCAAAAUGUUAUGGGAAAAUGAACCUUUCCGUAAUUCCAAGCAAGCAAAAUGGACUGUGUUCAAGUCUUUUACUGAAGUGUCAAAAUGUUCAGUGUAACCACACCUCUGAGUUUUUCACUUCAAAACUGUGCACAAGCAGUUCCCAUUCGUUUGAAGUGAAUAGAAGUGUCGUUCUUGGGAUGCGGUUAAUUGGCAAGGGAAGAAAUGCUGCAUCAAAAUUUUGUGCAGCCAUGAACUUACCACAACCAGUGUCAGCAACACCAUACAGUGACCACACAAGACACAUCACAGAAAAAACAAAAAUUGUACUUCUGCAGGAAUUACUGAAUGCAGGAAAACGAGGUCAUACACUAAAGGAAAGUGAGGAUGAGAACUUGUGCCCUGAAAGUGUAGUUGACUGUGGAGUGACAAUUGAUGGAUCAUGGUUAAAUCGUGGACUAUCAUCACGUCACGGAUUUGUAACUGUAAUAUCAAUUGAUACAGGAGAAGUCUUGGAUGUGCAUUACAUGUGUUCUGUGUGUCCUGAGUGCUCAAAAUGGGAGGAUAAGACAUCUCCCGAGUACCUUGAGUGGUUUCUAAGCCAUGAAUCUGAAUGCAUGUUAAACCAUGAUGGGAGUGCACAGAGCAUGGAAACAGAAGGUGCCUCCAUUCUGUUCAACAGGUCAGUCCAGAAAUACAAUAUGAGGUACAAUCCUUUUAUAGGGGAUGGGGACAGUAAAGCCUUCCUACGGGUACUGAGGGACAAACCCUAUGGGGACAUAGAGAUCCAGAAGGAGGAAUGUGUGGGCCACAUUCAAAAGCGAAUGGGGACCCGACUAAGGAACUUGAUUACCAAGUACAAAGGUAACUUUUCAGUUAAUCAAGCAAUGGGGCUUCUGGUCAAGAGUGGGAGACCUAACGGAUCACUGAUGACCAUAAAAUAG
This is a messenger RNA of Ostrea edulis (European flat oyster), 1158 nucleotides long. RefSeq lists its product as uncharacterized. The transcript has a single exon. Lineage: Eukaryota; Metazoa; Mollusca; Bivalvia; Ostreida; Ostreidae. Bases 1 to 1158 code for a protein of 385 amino acids. The record is from RefSeq and is a predicted model, not a curated record.